Funneliformis caledonium is the source of this 1920-nucleotide messenger RNA. Lineage: Eukaryota; Fungi; Glomeromycota; Glomeromycetes; Glomerales; Glomeraceae. The record is from the annotation of a GenBank genome assembly.
AUGGAUUAUAGCGAAUACACAUUUGAAAAUUCUUCUGUGAAUAAUGAUUCACAAACGGUUGUGAAUGAUGAUGAUACACGUUCAGAAGCUCUUUCUGGCUAUCAAACAGAUGAAUCUCUGGUAACUGAAUACGCCUCUGCAUUUGAAGAGGAUGAUGAUGAAGCGGAUCUUAUACAAGAGGAGUGCUGGGAAGUUGAAUUGUACGACAACAAUUGCGAUUCUUUUGAUGAUUUUAUUGAUCGUGGUCUAGAUGAAGUUAUAAACGAAACCCCAAUGCAAGCGAUUAGAUAUUCUGCUUUUGAAUAUGGGCAAGGAAAUAAUGGUUUGUUUUCUACUCAAUACCGUUUCGAGUUUGAUAAGCCAUCAUUUACUAAACCUCAAUUUUCCGAGCAUGAGGCUUCAAUUAAAGAAUAUUUUAUGGGAUAUUUGGCGCAUAGACUUUUAGUCUCUACUCUUGACCGUCGAGAACUUGAUGAUCGAGAUCAUUUUGGAAAAAAACGCCUUGAUAUGGCUGUGUUAAAUGAUAUGGCUGCUUAUUUUAGAAAGUGUAUUUCUAGUGAAUGCGAAUUCAAAUUACCUUUCGCGUUAAGAUCACAUAUAAUUAUCAAUGGAUUUAGAUACUCAAUUGGUACCGGUAAUUGGGGAGAUGCCAAUAGGGCAAUGCAGGCAAAUUCACUUAUGUGUCAACUAUAUCACAUCUUCGAAGAUGUAAUGCUCCAAUCGGACGCGCAACUUCAUAAUACACAUUGGGGUUACAUACGCCCUGCUGAAACUCCUGAGGGACAAGCCUGCGGUCUAAUGAAAAGUCUAGCGCUAAUGUCAUACGUCUCAAUAAAUUCUCUUCCGGCUGACAUUGGCAUUGUUAAUAAUAUACUUGUGAAUGAAGUAAGAUUCUACAAGAAUCAGGAAGAAUGUGUAGUUCCACUAUUUGUCGUCGAUCUGCAUUUAGUUUGGACUUCAGAUACUUUAUCAAAAUUAAAACUGGAGAUAGCACAGGAGGCAAACCAAAGUUUAUGGGAGGCAUUAGUAUUAGAACGUUACAUCGAAUAUAUUGAUGCUGAAGAGGGAGAAUCUACCAUGAUAUGUAUCUCUCCGGAUGAAUUAUACGAGUCGAGUUUGUAUAAUUUACGUAAACUUGGCAAGUCUCCUCGAAAUACCUAUCAAUCCGCUAUGAAAGCCUCUGUUACCACAAAAGUUAUGGAAUACUUUCAAUGUUAUCGUAGCUAUUAUGUGUUAUGGAGGAAGCUUUACUUAUCGACGUUACUUGAUCAAGAAAAAGGUGGUACCCUUGGAUUGGAACGUGGAAAUUGUGAGAAACUUGUUGACGAAGGGUUCGUACCUUUUGGGAUUCGAGUUUGUGGCAAUGAUACUCUCAUAGGAAAUGUGUCCACACUUUCACCUGAAGAUGAACUUCUUGGCCAACGAAAUGUAUAUCGAGAUGUUUCUACAUCAUUAAGAUCUACUGAACAUGGAAUCGUUGAUCAAAUAAAUUCGCAAGUCGUCAUGGUCAUAAAGGAACCAUUGGAAUCAAUUAUCGUCAAGAGGAGAUGCCGACAUUUAAUUGAAUGUUUAAUGAGAAAGCUUUCGGUGUUUUCGGGUAGUGAUGGUGAUACUACAGCUUUUUCUGAAGUUACCGUAGAAUCCAUUUCGCGAAAACUUGGUUCUUUUGGAUUCCACCGUCGUGGAUUGGAAAUUAUGUAUAAUGAUAAAAUUCAUUCACGCGGAAGGGGUCCAGUUAAUAUAUUAACUAGACAACCAGUUGAGGGACGUAGUCGUGAAGGAGGAUUAAGAUUUGGUGAAAUGGAACGAGAUUUUAUGAUUACUCACGGAACAGCCUUAUUUUUGGAGGAACGACUUAAUGAUGUCGCAGAUGCUUAUAGAAUUCAUGUGCGUGAUAUUUGUGGACUGAUGUGUAUGUAA